This is a messenger RNA of Tinamus guttatus (white-throated tinamou), 2240 nucleotides long. The record is from RefSeq and is a predicted model, not a curated record. Lineage: Eukaryota; Metazoa; Chordata; Aves; Tinamiformes; Tinamidae.
AGGCCGUGGUGAGCAGCGGCCGCGUGGAGAAGUCCCCCCACGAGCAGGAGAUCAAGUUCUUCGCCAAGAUCCUGCUGCCCCUCAUCAACCAGUACUUCCACAACCACUGCCUCUACUUCCUGUCCACCCCGGCCAAGGUGCUGGGCAGCGGCGGCCACGCGUCCAACAAGGAGAAGGAGAUGAUCACCAGUCUCUUCUGCAAGCUGGCCGCCCUGGUCCGUCACCGCGUCUCCCUCUUCGGCACCGACGCGCCGGCCGUCGUCAACUGCCUGCACAUCCUGGCCCGCUCGCUGGACGCCAGGACGGUGAUGAAGUCGGGCCCCGAGAUCGUCAAGGCCGGGCUGCGCUCGUUCUUCGAGAGCGCCUCCGAGGACAUCGAGAAGAUGGUGGAGAACCUCAAGCUGGGCAAGGUGACGCAGAGCCGCACGCAGGUCAAGGGGGUGGCCCAGAACAUCAACUACACCACGGUGGCCCUGCUGCCCGUGCUCACCUCCCUGUUCGAGCACAUCGCCCAGCACCACUUCGGGGACGACGUGAUCCCCAAUGCCCCUCAACGUCCCCAGUUCCUUAGCGUUCCCAGUGCCCCCCAGCUCUGGGCCACCUCCACAUCCUCGAUACCCUCCCCUUACGCCCACGUCCCGCAUGCCCCUCGCUUGCCCCAGCUUUGGGGUCCCCCGGCACUCCCCUUCGGGGUGUCCCCACGGCGCUAGCCCCGUGUCCCCGCAGUCCUGGGGCUGCCCAGCCGGGUGGAGGAGAUGUGCCCGGACAUCCCGGACCUGGAGCGCCUCAUGCGGGACAUCGGGGGCCUGGCGGAGUCGGGCGCCCGCUACACCGAGAUGCCCCACGUCAUCGAGGUGACGCUGCCCAUGCUCUGCAACUACCUGCCGCGCUGGUGGGAGCGCGGCCCCGACACGCUGCCCCAGGGGCCCUGGGCCACCGCGGUCACCGCGCAGCACCUCAACGCCCUCCUGGGCAACAUCCUGCGCAUCGUGGUCAACAACCUGGGCAUCGACGAGGCCUCCUGGAUGAAGCGUCUGGCAGUGUUCGCCCAGCCCAUCGUGAGCAAGGCGAAACCGGAGCUGCUCCGCUCCCACUUCAUCCCCACCAUGGAGAAGCUGAAGAAGCGGGCGGGAAAGGUGGUGUCCGAGGAGGAGCAGCUCCGCAUGGAGGCCAAGGCGGAGGCCGAGGACUCGGAGCUGCUCAUCCGCGACGAGUUCUCCGUGCUCUGCCGCGACCUCUACGCGCUCUACCCGCUGCUCAUCCGCUACGUGGACAACAGCCGGGCCAAGUGGCUGACGGAGCCCAACGCGGACGCGGAGGAGCUUUUCCGCAUGGUCGGGGAGGUCUUCAUCUACUGGUCCAAGUCCCAUAACUUCAAGCGCGAGGAGCAGAACUUCGUGGUGCAGAACGAGAUCAACAACAUGUCCUUCCUGACGGCCGACAGCAAGAGCAAGAUGGCCAAGGGGGGCGGCUCGGAGCAGGAGAGGACUAAGAAGAAGCGCCGGGGCGACCGCUACUCCAUCCACACGUCCCUCAUCGUGGCCACCCUCAAGAAGAUGCUGCCCAUCGGCCUCAACAUGUGCUCGCCCACCGACCAGGAGCUCAUCAGCCUGGCCAAGACCCGCUACGCGCUGAAAGACACGGACGAGGAGGUGCGGGAGUUCCUGCACAACAACCUGCACCUGCAGGGCAAGUGCGAGAACUCCUCGUCCAUGCGGUGGCAGAUGGCCCUGUACCGCGAGAUGGCCGGGAAGGCCGAGGACUCGGACAGCCCCGACAAGAUUGUCCGUAGGGUGCAGGAGGUGUCGGCCGUGCUCUACCACCUGGAGCAGACGGAGCACCCCUACAAGUCCAAGAAGGCCGUGUGGCACAAGCUGCUGUCCAAGCAGCGCCGGCGCGCCGUGGUGGCCUGCUUCCGCAUGACGCCCCUCUACAACCUGCCCAGGCACCGGGCCUGCAACAUGUUCCUGGAGGCCUACAAGCUGCUGUGGCUGGUGACCGAGGAGCACCCCUUCGAGGACCGCAUGAUCGACGACCUGUCCAAGCCGGGCGAGGAGGAGGAGGAGGAGGAAGAGGAGCCGGACAAGAAGCCGGACCCGCUGCACCAGCUCAUCCUGCACUUCAGCCGGACGGCGCUGACGGAGAAGAGAUCCCCUGAGGACCCUUUGGAGGACACUGGGGACCCCUUGGAAGGCUCUGGAGGCCACUGGGAGCCUCCUUGGCCCAACCGAAUCCCCUGA